Messenger RNA from Aspergillus welwitschiae, 529 nucleotides. Its product is annotated as glutaredoxin. Bases 135 to 446 code for a protein of 103 amino acids. Gene Ontology annotation, cellular component: cytoplasm; nucleus. NCBI's taxonomy places the organism in Eukaryota, Fungi, Ascomycota, Eurotiomycetes, Eurotiales, Aspergillaceae. The transcript is spliced from 3 exons. Gene Ontology annotation, biological process: cellular response to oxidative stress. Gene Ontology annotation, molecular function: glutathione disulfide oxidoreductase activity. The record is from RefSeq and is a predicted model, not a curated record.
UAUAAAUAACCCCACUUUCCCCCCUCUCUCCCCUCUUUCUUCCUUCUUUUUAGAAUAGACUACCUGUCAAUACCGCCACCAUUUCCUCCAUCUUCACUCGUCUCUUCGGCUCUUUUGCCGCUCCUUCUCCCACCAUGUCCGCCGCCGCUAAGACUAAGGCCCAGACCUUGAUCAACGAGAAUGGCGUUGUCGUCUUCUCCAAGUCCUACUGCCCCUACUGCACCGCAAGCAAGAACUUGCUGAAUGAGCUCGGCGCGAAGUACACUACUCUCGAGUUGGACCAGCUGCCCGACGGAGCCGACCUCCAGGACGCUCUCCAGGAAAUCUCCAACCAGCGCACCGUCCCCAACAUCUUCAUUAGCCAGAAGCACAUCGGUGGAAACUCGGACUUGCAGAGCAAGAAGGGAGAGUUGAAGGGGCUGUUGGAGGCUGCUGGGGCUUUGUAGAUCUUUUGUCUAUGAGUUUUCUGCGAAGCUAAGAAUAUGUGAUUGGGGGAGUAAUGAUAGAUCGAUUGGUUGAUGAUGAUGAU